AUGGAGAAGCUCAAGGCGAAGCGGACUUCCCGACGAUCCUUGAACAGUCGGAUCAUCAACGAGGCAAGUGUCCUUUUUCGUAGCGACUCCGCAACGCAUGAGCAGCUCGACUCCAUCUACGAGAGGCUGAAGGCAAAUAAUGACGAACUAAACAAGAUAAAUGUGGAACUAGAGAGCCUAAUCACGGACGAAGAAUUCCAAGCCGAGUACGAAACAGUCUUGGAAUAUGAGGACAAAGCGACGCGUACCCUUGCUGAGCUGACGAGCAGGCGGGACCGCAUUUCAAGUGUGACUGCGCACGCAGCCGAGGGUUCAACGUCGGCUACCCAUACCAUUGCGUCACCAUCGGAAAGGACGGGAGCCAAGCUACCAAAACUCACGAUCACUCCCUUCUCUGGAGAUGUGUGUAAAUGGGUGGAGUUUUGGGAGCAAUUUGACCAGAUUGUUCACAACAAUGCGAGUCUUACCGCCACUGAGAAGUUUCAUUAUUUGCGACUAUUUCUCAAAGGAGACGCUGCUUCAGCGGUCGCGGGUCUUCCAACUACGCAAUAA
Messenger RNA from Dermacentor silvarum, 552 nucleotides. RefSeq lists its product as uncharacterized. The transcript has a single exon. NCBI's taxonomy places the organism in Eukaryota, Metazoa, Arthropoda, Arachnida, Ixodida, Ixodidae. The record is from RefSeq and is a predicted model, not a curated record. Bases 1 to 552 code for a protein of 183 amino acids.